Molecule: messenger RNA, 690 nt
Organism: Patella vulgata (common limpet)
Lineage: Eukaryota; Metazoa; Mollusca; Gastropoda; Patellidae
Product: SEC14-like protein 5
Exons: 5
Coding region: 103-690 (195 amino acids)
Biological process (GO): phospholipid transport
Cellular component (GO): mitochondrial intermembrane space
Molecular function (GO): phosphatidic acid transfer activity
Source: RefSeq, a predicted model, not a curated record
GUUGUGAGUUGCGGAUGUCGACUUUACUGUCAAUGAUCAAGAUGUUGUGAUUUAACAAUAAGCGGUGUUAAUUGUUUUGUUGGGCAUUUGCGUAGACGCAGGAUGGUUCAGAAAUACCAAUCGCCCGUAAGGGUUUAUAAAUACCCAUUCGAAAUUGUAAUGGCUGCAUAUCAGAAGAGAUUUCCAACCUGUAAAAUGAUUCCUGUUUUUCUGGGCAGUGAAAUAUUAUCAGAAUAUCACAGUGAAGAUGGUGCAGAAGAGACGAUAGAAAGAAAAUGUCGCUUGAAUGUUGAUGCUCCAUAUCUUCUUAAAAAGAUUGUUGGUGUUGAUUGUGUCUAUUUUAUUCAGACCAAUGCUCUUGACCGCCGAAACCGAACACUGAAAAUCACAGCGUACAAUGAAAGUUUUUCCAGCAGAAUUAUUAUAAAUGAGCACUGUAAUUACUCGGUUCACCCAGAGAAUUCAAACUGGACAUGUUUUGAACAGGAUGCCAGUCUUGAUAUUAAACAUUUCUUUGGUUUUGAAAGUACAGUUGAAAAAAUUGCCAUGAAACAAUACACACAAAAUAUACAAAAGGGUAAAGAAGUGAUAGAAUUUUAUAUUAAUGAAUUGUUAACGGAGGGUAUAACUCAUAUACCUCCAUGGAAGGGACCUGAGAAAGAAUAUGCACAACAUGAAUUAAUUAUAUGA